AUGCCGUACACGACCGACACGCGCGAACGCAAACUCUCUCUGGCGUCGUUCUUGAACCCGAAACACUUUUAUGGCGAAUAUAUGCGCAUGCACGCGUCGAAACGGGCGGCACACGCGCAGACGGCCAGUUUGCCACAUUCGCAUCAUCUUCAGCAACAGCUCCAGCUCCAGCACCAGCCGCCGCCGCCGCCACUGCCACAGCAGACGGUGCCUUCGAGGCACUCUAAUGCUGCGUCGGCGUUUGGAGACUUUGGAGGGUUGAGGAGGAGGAGGAGUACGGGUGGAGGUACGAAGGUGCGCAGUGGGAAGGAGAAGGGGAAGGGAGAGAAGGAGAAGGAUAGGGAUAGGGAUGCCGGCGUUGCCUCGUCUUCUUCGACUGGGUCAGCGUCGGCCACGACGAAGGAGGCAAAGGAGCGCUCUCGCUUGUCAGGGCUCGGUAUUUCGUCCUCGAGUGUGGUGUACAGCACGAGCAUCGGCUCUGGGAAUAGUAUCAGCUCAGAUCAUAAUGGGCUGCACACUCCAACGUCGCCCGUUGCGUCGACGUCCUCGACGCAUCUGGGCAUGGGCAGCAGCAGUACCUCUGGAGCGUCGGGAGGAGGAGGAGGAGAAGCGGGGCGACAUGGUAAUAAUGCUAGUAGCACGAGUAUCCCGUCUGCAAUUGCCGCAUCGUCGUCCUCCGCGUCGUCCUCUCAUCACAACGCACACGCUCAGCCACACCCGCACGCACACCCGCACCCGCACUCGCAGACGGCCGGCUCGAGCUCGGGCGACCCGCGGUUCUCGACGGCGGACCGCACGGUGCUGGCGGGGAUUAGGGAGGGCCAGCAGGCGAUGGAGCGGCAGUUUGUGAUCAAGGGUGUAGGGCACAAUGUGAUUGGAGGCGGACGCUCCGCGGGGAAACGGUACCAUCCGUUCUCGAGGAGGGAGGUACCGUAUCCUAGAAGCUACGAUCGUGAAGUUGUGGAUUUUCUUGAAAUAGGCUGCGGCCUUGAUAUCGUGCCUCUGCAUCCCAAUCUUCAAAAUUUAGGUUCAUCUGAUCUGGCGUCAAGAAUCACAUGGGUACAGCAUAACUUUUUGGAAACCUUGCCGUUCCAGGAUGAGGAAUUCGAUUUUGUGCAUAUUAAACGGAUUGCUUUGGGUGUUCCGGAGGAUAGAUGGGAUAAAUUCUUCGAGGAGAUUCAGAGGGUGAUGAAGCCUGGUGGUGCUUUCGAGAUGGUUGAAGAAGACUUAUUCUUCCCUGGAAGUAAACCUCUCGACGAAGAUGACGUUUCGGUUGCUUCAUUACAUGGUGGAGACGACGCCUCGUCCGUGACAAGACGAGACAGUGUAUCGUCUGACGAGCAUCGAACGCUGAACGGGUUCGAUGGACCUGAGAGACUCCCCCGUGUUUCUGAGGGGGAUUCUCCAGUGACACCAACAUCGGCCCUUGUCGCCCCUUCUUCGCAGUUACCUUUGCAUGUACCUUCGCGGCCGUCGACGCCCACGCGUAAUCAGCAGCAUGGAUCUGGCGAUGCAAAAGAGGUAGCGGAUGCCCAGGCACUGGCGCCACCGUCGCCCCCGCGAGACUCUCAGCCCGAAGUCGUCCGUUUGGUUACUCCUCAUUCAAGGUCUCUUGUUCGCCCACCGCUAUCCGUGAAGACCCACAAGACGCAGGCUGCUGCUGCUUCUGCUUCUGCUGCUGAUGCCGCCGCCGCCGCCGCUGCCCCUCCGGCCUAUUAUGGAUCGUCUCUUGGAGGAAUGGGGUAUGUCACAUCGCAAGACCCUGCUGUGGACUUUAUCAAGGACCAGCGGCGGGCUGCGGCUCAGGCAGCUAGAAAGCAGGCUAUUGAGAGUUCUCCUCCGCCACCUCAGCCCAAGCCGAAACCUCCGACUUUGUUGACCAAAGAUGUGACGCCACCGCCAGCCAACCCGCGCGAUCAUACUAUGCUGGAAGCCAUUUGGAAUGGCAUGCUCGAGUCGAGGUUUGUCAACACGACGCCGCUUUCGUUGUUGACGACAUAUUUGGAGUACCAUUUCAAGGAUGUCAGAACUCACCCACCUUUGUUGUAUACCUUCCCGCCUUUGCCGGAUAAGCCUGAUGAUGAGGACGAAGACGAGGCACAGACACCCCACCAACUGCCGUCAGAUUCAGAGACGGAUAUGGACGACUCUCGGGAUUCAAGCGUACCAAAGCCUAGCAAGGCUCGCUCCACCAAGUCUCGUAAAUCUGUCAACUCGAAUAAUACGGCACAUCCGGAAGAUAUUAAUCUGGAAGCGCUGUAUGCAAAGCAGUCCCCUUAUGUGACGUUGGACGGAUCGCGCAGCUUUGCUUUCUCUCCAGCGAUGCGUGCCGCAUUCACCCCGGUGAAAGAGGGCCAGCAGCCACCGCUCCGUCGGAUGUCAAGGCUUCCUAAUCCUGUGCUCAAUAUUGAUUUGAGAACAUUAAAUCUUCACCUUCAUCUGCGAGCGAGGGAGAUCAUUGCGUGUUCGGAGUCGAUGUGGGAGUGGGUGUUGGAACGCCAGGCGGCUGCGGAGAAAGAGGCCGCCCAAGCAGGUCGAUUCCGCUCAGGAUCGGCUUCGAUUGAGGAGUACAUGGUGGGAGUUCAGGCUACGGCUAGCAAUAGCUCGGUCAACUUGACACAGAGUGCCAUUUUGGAGAUGACAAGAGAUGACUUUGACCACCUCCUUGUUAACUUUGAGAUGGAUAUGCAUGACAAGGCUUCUGUUAGCCAUGCACUGGAAGAACGCUUUAAUUGGAAUGUGUUUAGAUCACCUAUCCUCCAAGACCGGAAGGCGUUUGAUAAUGCGUGCGAGAAGUACGACAAGCACAUUGCGAAGCAGAAAAGAGACCAGAUGGCCACCAAUCCAUAUAGACAAUCUAACAGUCAUCGAUCGAGGAACUCCAUGUCGACGCCGGGCCUUGUCCAGCCAAUGUCUGAGCUUUUGAACGCCAAUGACCUCAACAUGAUAGCAAGGUCUACGAGUAGCCCACAGCCUUCUAGCGGAGACCGUUCUCUGGACGACACGAGCUCAAUAGCGACAGCCAUAGUGUCAAAUACUCGACAGGAUAGCAAUUCAUCACAUACCCACCUCGGUUCAUCUUCUACGUCACAGCUUUCGGAAGCGAGACCUCCUCAAAUGCUCAGCCGCGCGAUGCGUGUCUUUGUCGCGUGGAAGGCCUCAUAA
Psilocybe cubensis is the source of this 3165-nucleotide messenger RNA. RefSeq lists its product as uncharacterized. The record is from RefSeq and is a predicted model, not a curated record. The transcript has 9 exons. The coding region runs from base 1 to 3165 and encodes 1054 amino acids. NCBI's taxonomy places the organism in Eukaryota, Fungi, Basidiomycota, Agaricomycetes, Agaricales, Agrocybaceae.